This is a messenger RNA of Letharia lupina, 468 nucleotides long. RefSeq lists its product as uncharacterized. Lineage: Eukaryota; Fungi; Ascomycota; Lecanoromycetes; Lecanorales; Parmeliaceae. The record is from RefSeq and is a predicted model, not a curated record. The transcript is spliced from 2 exons. Bases 1 to 468 code for a protein of 155 amino acids.
AUGACUAACCCCUACGCUAACAUAGAGUACGUAAUGGCCAACGUCGUCCCCAUCCAGAACAGCAUAAUGUCAAACAUCAACCGCGGCGACCUAACCGCCAUGUACGACGCCGGCAUCCCCACCCCCAUCAGCGCCACCGUCCAGAGACGGAACCUCCAAAGAGCCCGAUGCAGCGAAGAUCUCCUGCCGCCGAUGACCAGUGCACGCACAUGCCCCAACACCUCCCUCGACCCUCUCCGAAUGAACGAGUGCGAGGGCUACUGGCGCGACCAUCCCCCUCGACCGGAGGGACUACUACCUCCCCUGCGUCAACCCGAUGGGUAUUGGCCUCCACUCACCCUCUGCGAUCCGCACGACGGGCCCCACCACGGACGAUUACCGCAUCCAGGAAUGCCGGGACGAGACGAGCCGGAUCGCGUCGGCCGCGGCCGUGUUGUGCAAGACGCACAGUCUGGCGUUCUUCCGUGA